CAUUUCCAUCUUUUGCAACAAGUGGGUCGAAAUAGAUCCAUCGGUGGAUCCAAAGGUCGUGCAUGGUGGACCUUCUAAGCAAGCUCGAAGAGGCCAAGCAGACGGGGCUGCUGCACCUCGUGCAGUUCAACCUGCGCGCCGUGCCGAGUGACCUUUUUCGCCUCAAUUUUGCAGCCUUGUACCGCUUGGAUCUCGGCUUCAACCACGUCCGCGUCCUCCCCGAUGCGAUCGGGCAGCUUGCCGCGCUCGAAUUUCUUUGGCUCAACGACAACCCGCUGCAGUCAAUCCCACCUUCGAUCCACAAGUGCGCCAAGCUGCAGGUUCUCGACCUCAAUCGCACCGAGCUGCGCGACUUGCCGUGCGAACUUGGCCGCAUGCAGCACCUCAUCGUCCUCGACCUCGACCGCGUCCCGCUGGCCGCCAAGCUCCUUGCUGCCACGCAGGUCGUCGGCAAGAGCGAGAAGCAGGCGCAAGCCGUUUGCGCGAGCGUGCUACGCUACCUCCACCGCAAGGACAUCCGGCGCCAGCAAAAGCAAAUUCUGUUUGAAAAACUCAAAGACGGGCCGUACCGCGAAAGCGCCGAUACGAACGACGGCAUGGAGCGCAUCCGCCGCCUCAUGAAGCGCGCGAUCAAAGAGUUUCCGACCGAGGACGACGUCCAGAGUCUGAUCCGCAACCUGGAGCGUCUAUUUCCACCCAACUUGAUCGCGGCCAGCGACCACCCUGCGGCGACGGCGACCGCGAUGCGAUCGCAGUUUAUACAGCUCAAGCAAGACAACCAGAAGAAGAAGCUGGCGGCCGAGCUCGAGCUCAAGAUCCGCAAUAUUUACUUUGAUCGAAUCGAUCCUAUGGCCGUGGAACCCAUGGUGCUGUCAAUCUACACAGAGAUCAAGUCGCUCAAGGACAUCAAAUUUCUCAUUCGGUAUGCCACAAGCUUGUUUCCGCCGACCGCUGCCGAAGUGGACGGCGCCGAGCUCCGCGAUCGGCUCUUCGCCCUUCAGGACGAAAUGGCCCGCGAGCGGCAAAAUGCCAUCGACAAGGUGUUUGUGGCCGUCACGAAUAUCUACAGCGACGUCGAGCCCGACAAGAUCCGCGCGCUCAUUGACCAAGUCGUGCCGCUCUUCAAGAAUGUCAAAGACCUCAAGACCUUGGCCGCGGACGCCGCGCUGCACUUUCCGAGCGAAUUCCUCAACGCAGUCGCCACCGACGUCAAGCAGAGCUUUGUCCGCAAGGCCCAAGGCGCCACCGAUAUGGACAAGACCCUUCCAACGACCAAGACGUGAUUGCGUACAAGUGGAAUACUACUCGUUUAACGC
This is a messenger RNA of Saprolegnia parasitica CBS 223.65, 1316 nucleotides long. RefSeq lists its product as hypothetical. The coding region runs from base 63 to 1283 and encodes 406 amino acids. The transcript is spliced from 5 exons. The record is from RefSeq and is a predicted model, not a curated record. Gene Ontology annotation, molecular function: protein binding. NCBI's taxonomy places the organism in Eukaryota, Oomycota, Saprolegniomycetes, Saprolegniales, Saprolegniaceae.